AUGCACCGACGAAUUCCUCAACAAAUCCUGACAUAUUGGCGGCCGUGCCAACGACGCUCGCGGUCAUUGACGACAGUAGCAUCUGCUGAACUUUCAAACCCGCGUCCGGACCCCUUCUCCAUCCUCGCACCCCAGCUGGCCGACCUACGAACUUCCUUGCUUUCAAUGCUCGGCUCAGGCCACCCAGCAGUCACCGAAAUCACGAAAUACUACUUCCUGCACCCGUCGAAACAAAUCCGACCAGUCAUAGUGUUACUCAUGGCGCAGGCGACCAAUGGGCUAGGGGGUAACUGGAGUCGGAAGUUGUGGGAGUCAGAGUGUGAGGGUGCUGGAGGAACGGCGGAGGAGCUGAACAGGCCGCUGACGCGUCCAGACGUGCUGAACGACUGGAACCCGAGCAUGCCCCGCGAUACGGCGAGUUUUGACGUGACGUUCAGGCUGCGCCCUGCACGUACUCAUCGACAUCCGAAGCCAGCGACGGCUCCACCGCCAUUCUCCAGUGCCCAUCCAAAACCUUCUGGCGUGGUUCUGCCGACGCAGAGGAGGCUCGCACAGAUCGUGGAGAUGCUGCACACCGCGUCGUUGCUGCACGACGAUGUUAUCGACAAGUCAGCACUAAGACGAGGUGCGCCAUCUGCUCCAGCGGCUUUCGGGAACAAACUUUCGGUAUUGGGAGGAAACUUCGUGUUGGGUCGGGCGUCGGCAGCUUUGGCAAGGCUCGGAGAUCCGGAGGUCACAGAGCUCAUCGCGAGCAUCCUCGCCAACCUCGUUGAGGGUGAAAUUUUGCAACUGCGGGAGAUCAAGCUCGACGACUCGGAUGAUCUGACGAGGGACGUGCUGAAGAGCGCUGCGGCGAGUCGGGGCGGGCACACGAAUCGCGAUGCGUGGAACAUCUACCUCCAGAAGACCUACCUGAAGACGGCGAGUCUGAUGGCGAAGGGUGCGCGGUCGUCGGUCGUGCUGGGUGGCUGCAAGGAGGGCGAGGUGUGGAAGGAGAUCGCGUAUGCCUAUGGCAGGAAUUUGGGCAUCGCCUUCCAGCUUGUGGAUGACGUCCUGGACUACGAAUAUGCUUCUGCGACGCUGGGCAAGCCUGGAGGUGCCGACCUCCAACUCGGGCUAGCGACAGGACCCGCCCUCUACGCUUGGGAAGAGCACCCAGAAAUCGGGGAGCUUAUCCAACGGAAGUUCGAACAGCCUGGGGACGUCGAGCUGGCCCGAGACUACGUCCUCCGUUCGUCUGGCGUCCAGAGAACGCGAGCUCUGGCCCAGGCGUACGCGGACAAGGCCAAGGAGGUUCUGCAGCAGCUUCCGGACAGUGAGGCGAAGGCGUGCUUGGAGGUGCUGACGGAGCGAGUGAUUGGAAGGAAGUCUUAG
Cyclocybe aegerita is the source of this 1374-nucleotide messenger RNA. Lineage: Eukaryota; Fungi; Basidiomycota; Agaricomycetes; Agaricales; Hemipholiotaceae. The record is from the annotation of a GenBank genome assembly.